UUGAUGUCAUUUGCCAUUCUACGGAUCUGUACAUGAACAUUUUGCGAAAUUUUUUAAUGCAAAAAUGUGUGAUAUAAAUGAUAAUCCAAUUAAAUUAAGUGUUAAAUGGAAUGGCAAGGAAUUCGAUAUACCGGAGUUGUCGCCAUCGGAUUCCGUAGCAAUGCUCAAGAUUGCUAUCGAAAAUGCCACGGGUGUUCGACCGGAAAGACAAAAACUUCUUAAUGUAAAAUAUGAAGGUAAAGUGGCAAAAGACAACUGCACCUUAGCAGACUUGAAUCUAAAGCCAAACUUAAAAAUUAUGAUGAUGGGUUCUCUGGAACAAGCUAUAGAAGGUGCUCGAACAAAACCUGAUGUUGGAGAUGAUGUUGUCAAUGACCUGGAUAUUGAAGAGGAAGAAGUUGAUGUUGAGAACCAAGAGAUAUAUUUAGCUAAAAUAAACAAGAGAGUUCGAGAUUAUAAGAUAAAUGUAUUGAAUGAACCCAGACCUGGAAAGAAAUUACUUGUUCUUGACAUAGAUUACACACUGUUUGACCAUAGAUCAGUUGCUGAGACUGGUUAUGAAUUGAUGCGACCUUUCUUACAUGAAUUUCUAACAUCUGCUUACGAAGACUAUGACAUAGUGAUAUGGUCGGCAACUGGUAUGAAAUGGAUAGAGGAGAAGAUGAGACUGUUAGGAGUAUCCACCCAUCAGGAGUACAAGAUUAUGUUCUAUUUGGACUAUUUAGCUAUGAUUACAGUGCAUACAACUAAAUAUGGUACUAUUGAUGUAAAACCAUUAGGCGUUAUCUGGGGAAAAUAUCCACAAUACAGUCCAAAGAAUACAAUAAUGUUUGAUGACAUCCGAAGAAACUUCAUCAUGAAUCCAAAGAGCGGUCUCAAAAUCAGACCGUUCAGACAAGCACAUCUAAACAGAGACAGGGAUAGAGAACUAGUCCAUUUAUCAACAUAUCUGAGAGAGAUAGCACAAUACUGUGAUGAUUUUGACCAAUUAAAUCAUAAGAAAUGGGAGAAAUACAAGCCUGAUAGGAAUAGAACACAACAUGCGGGUAGUAAGAGAAAAGCCGAAGAUAGUACUCCAAGUACCCCGAAAGAAUGACGGUAGUUCCACAAAUUGAUACUACCGCCCCCAUUUGGCAGGUGGCGCAAUCUCGAAUCGCCUUAUCGCUUAGAAGACUGCAAUAUUUUUACAAGGAUAUGUAAUGUGAGUAGAACGCAAUGUUUUAUCGUUAAAAAAAAUAUAUUUAAUCUGCGGCUAGUUCAAUUUAAUGUCACAAAUUUUGUUUCAUAGCAGAGUUUUUGUCCUUGAUACAACUUACAUAUAUUGGUAAAUAAAUUCAAAGAUAUGUGUGAAGUCAACCCGCACUGGACUAGACUUCUAUUUGGGUAGAAUCCUGUCCUUUGGUGGGGGAAUUAUUUGAACUGACGAUGUUUUUUGUCCUAAAUAUAUGGCCAUUUCUACCAAAAUUUAGGAUAAUAGUGAUACAAAAAUUAAUUUUGGUUUUCCUAACAAUAG
Messenger RNA from Papilio machaon (common yellow swallowtail), 1513 nucleotides. RefSeq names its product ubiquitin-like domain-containing CTD phosphatase 1 (gene Ublcp1). The transcript is spliced from 5 exons. Bases 65 to 1096 code for a protein of 343 amino acids. Gene Ontology annotation, biological process: protein dephosphorylation. Gene Ontology annotation, molecular function: protein serine/threonine phosphatase activity; protein binding. The record is from RefSeq and is a predicted model, not a curated record. NCBI's taxonomy places the organism in Eukaryota, Metazoa, Arthropoda, Insecta, Lepidoptera, Papilionidae. Gene Ontology annotation, cellular component: nucleus.